AUGGCGCAGCAAGGAACCAUAAGAGGCCUGGAAAUCUCCAUGCUGAGGCUUACCAAGAAUCACACGCCCUUCGCCGACGGCGUUGCGUGUGUACAGGCUUACUGGUCGUAUGCGAUGGAUCUGCCUCAAGGCGAGCGAAUCAUCAUGCGAAGGCUCAUUCUGGACCAAAAAUUCAUCCAUACAAUUGCCUCGCGAGACGUCUUCUCCCAACAUCCCCUCUGCCUGGACCCUGCUGGAACAUCGAGGCCGGGCUUGAUCCUCUUACGGGCGCUGUACAAGGAGGUGCCCACUGACUUCCAAAACGAAGUCGUGGCGCGUUGCGGUCGCCUCCCUGUACGGAAUCGGGCUGACGAAUACUUUGCCUUGUUCCCGGAAACUGGCACCCCUACAUUUUUCGAUAUGGACACCCAUUUAGCAAGGUGGUUCCGACAGCGUUAUCCGCUCUUGAAGAACAUACCCAGCACCUAUCGCAAGCGUGACGAAGUCGUUGCCCCAGCUCCUCAAGAGACACCGUCGCCUACGACUCAGUCCACGAGUCCGCCUCCGGUGUCUCUCACGGACGACGAUGACAGGGAGGGACUCCCUCCGCCUCCGCAGCCUACCCGGAUCCUACAUAUACUGCCCUGCGGGCGGAGAGUUUUCCUUCGAAAAUUUCCUGGAUUCGGCACCGAAUCGAACAACAACCAGAGCGCGCUGAGGCAGACCGACGCACUCCUGGAGUCGAUGUUACAACAGUCUUCCGGCCCCAAUGAAAGGCCACUGCGAAACCCGUUGAACCUCGUGCAAACGCCUUUGGCCACCACGGCAGAGGCUGACCGCCCGGUGACGAGACAGGAGUUUGAUCGACUGCGCGAACAGGCGGCGGCUAUGCAGUCGCAGAUGGCGACUCUUGAAGAGAAUAUGAACUUGUUGCGGUGGGCUUUUAUACGAAAACGCGAACGAAGAGAGCGACGGGAGGAACCUCGGCGAGAGCAACGGAGUGAUUAG
Messenger RNA from Trichoderma aggressivum f. europaeum, 987 nucleotides. RefSeq lists its product as uncharacterized. The transcript has a single exon. Bases 1 to 987 code for a protein of 328 amino acids. Lineage: Eukaryota; Fungi; Ascomycota; Sordariomycetes; Hypocreales; Hypocreaceae. The record is from RefSeq and is a predicted model, not a curated record.